Lineus longissimus is the source of this 2437-nucleotide messenger RNA. RefSeq names its product centrosomal protein POC5-like. Bases 92 to 1819 code for a protein of 575 amino acids. Gene Ontology annotation, cellular component: centrosome. NCBI's taxonomy places the organism in Eukaryota, Metazoa, Nemertea, Pilidiophora, Heteronemertea, Lineidae. The record is from RefSeq and is a predicted model, not a curated record. The transcript is spliced from 10 exons.
ACGAAUUUUUACUAAAUUUUGAAAUUUUCACUCUUAAAAUCGCGAAUUUUGUGCAAAAAGAAUCACUUGCUCACUUUGUCAUUACAAGAGAAUGAACACCAAAAUGGCUGACUCUACAGGUGGUUACGACAGUCCACCAAUGUUGCCCGAAGAUUCAGUCGGCAGUUCCGUCUCCUCAACAAUGCAAGAUGAAUACAACGAACUACUCAGAUUUGCUGUCGUUGUUCCCAGUUACGAUCCUUCAUCCCUCCCGGCAAAAAUAGUGGACACAAAGGGGUCGUUUGCUGAGAAGAUGCAAAGUACUCCUUAUGACCAACAGGGGGCAGCGGGGAGUCGACAUAUUCACAUUCAUCAGGAAGCGUCCAGUGAAUGUAUCUCGCCCUCCGAAUCUGGUGAGAGUACAACGGAGGACGAGCCAAGACAACAACCUCCUGCACCAAUGAACGUCAAGAAACCAAAACCAGUCGCGAAAGACACGUCAACUCCGAUGAAGUCCGCCUUCCUUCCCUCUGAGAUGGUUGCGUCCCCAGAGAGUCAGAGUGCCAGUGAGGCGACUCAGGAAGAUGAGGGAGAGUCGAAGGCAUACAUUCAUACCAUCGACCCAGACGUCUCACGAAUGGAGACUCUCCUUGACCAGUGGACGUUUGAUUUGAAGAGGAACGUGCUGGCCGAGUUAAGUCAGAUGAAAAUCAUGAUCAUCGAACACAGCAAGAACCAUCUAAACAUCGAAAAAGAACGUCAUGCCGCCGAAAUGGAACAAGCACAAAACGAGAUGGAAAACCUGAAGGAAUUACUCCACACGUAUGAGACGUCAAUCCAACGAAAGGACGAGGUAAUCUCGAAUCUGACACGAGCUCUGCAACGGCAUAAGGAGAAGUUUGAUAUGAUGCGCACAUUCUGUGAUUGGCGGAUCAAGCAUAAUGAUACAAAAAGAGAGGCCUUUGCAUCGAAUCUGGCCCGCAAACACUACAGCCAUGUGAUAGAGCGUAAAGCUUGGGACGCUUGGCACAGCCUCAUUCAAGACAAAUGGAGGAACAGAGUGGAGAAGGCCUGUCAGUCGAAGGCGACAGAAGUCUGUAUGGGUUUGACUAACGACUACGAAGCAAGGAUAAAAUCGCUUAAUGAAGCCCUAGAAGCGUCCAGAAUUGAGGUGUGUAAACUUCAGGAGGAGCGCGACAAGUAUGAAGAAACUAUGAAGAAAGCGUUCAUGAGAGGAGUAUGUGCGUUGAAUCUUGAGGCGAUGAACAUGUUCCAAGAGGGAGAGAAAAAAGAAUUCCAAGGCAACCUCCAAGAUAUAGCUGAAGCAGCUGGCACCGCUGGUCGUAGUGACUUCGAGGAUCGGGAAAACCAAGCUCCACGCACAGUUCCCCAAGAGCCGGUUUACUAUAACCCAGCGCCUGUUGGUGCCCCUGCCCGCGUCGUGACCAGCCAGGCAGCAACAACGUCGAGGACAGUGUCGUCACAGGCAAAGACAUCAAGUACUCUUUCUUCCAAGCAGACGAAGACAACUACAUCAACACGGCCGAAAGUUCUCAGUGCCAAAAUCACAGCAAAGUCUGACCCAAAGGGACACGUGGCACCUCACUGUGGGAGCAGCAGCAUGGGGCUGGCUCCACCAAUGAGCUCAGUCUUAGUGGAAAGGCAUCAACCAAUCAAUAAGCAAACUAUUGGAAAAGCUGUCGCCAGUACUUAUCCGAAACAGAGUGAGUCCCAACCACCACCAGCACCGUCAACCAUCGCCUUCAGGAAGCUUGCAGGACAGGCCGGGACGGUCAAAUUAGUCAAUCCUAAUAUCCAGCCGGUGAAGAUCGUGGAGUAAUGGUUUAUAAGCCAGUACUGGACUUGAAAUGACAGUGGUGUAGUGGACAAUCGAAUCUGCUCGUAGGCGCAGUGAGUCUCGUACCUUAUGAGACAUCAUAUGAGACGUCCCGACGCCAUUCAAGGCUUGCGACAGACGUUAUGCAUUUAUUAUGAACAUGUUUUUGUUUCCAUCGCUUGCAAAGUUACUGUUCUGAGGGACCACUGUUGGUGUUAUCGUUACAAACUCAUUACCGGGUCUGUAAACAUACAUCACCAGUUGCUAAGGAUUGAGUUGCGACCGGUUAGCUGUGGUGUGAUGUGGCUUGAGUGAAGAAAUAACAAAACGCAAAUCAAGUAGCCUGGUUAGGAACCACCUGUGGAGAUCUCAGAGUUCUCAACAUGCAUUCCUUCAGUGCUGGACACUGACAUUAAAUCUUUAAAAAUCUGUAAAUAAUUAUAGAAAUAGUAUACAGCACUGCUGGGUUCUAUUGUAAUCAGUGCCUUUUAGUAUAAUGAUAUUGUGUCAACCAUGACCGAGGCCUCUGUUCUGUAAAAAUCAAGCGAGAAUAUAAAAUUGCAUUUAUUCUGUAAUGAUACUUUUUAAACAUUAUGUUGGAAGGUUUUUUCUUGACUUGUC